Messenger RNA from Rhagoletis pomonella (apple maggot), 6708 nucleotides. RefSeq lists its product as uncharacterized. The record is from RefSeq and is a predicted model, not a curated record. Lineage: Eukaryota; Metazoa; Arthropoda; Insecta; Diptera; Tephritidae. The transcript is spliced from 12 exons. Bases 2356 to 6708 code for a protein of 1450 amino acids.
ACGUUGCGGACGCAUUUCCGGUAAACGGAAAAUAACGGGACGUACGCUUAGUAUACCAUAUAUAAUCAACAAAUCAUAGACACACAAACGCACACAGGCAUACGUGGAUACAGUAAAAGAGGCAGUGCUGUGGAUACAUUGAGACUGAAAAAAUUUAAUCCAUUGUCAAGUUGCAUUGAUAUUCAUCGGCGGCUGGACAUCGUUGCGGCAAAUUGUGCAUUUUUCAAUGCUUCUUAAUUGUUUUAUUUUGUAAACAAUUUUUAUUUUAUUUGCAAAAUGUAAGAGAGAGAGAGUUCGAUGGCGAAAAAUAUUAUAGUGAAAUUGUGUGGAAAUGAGAAAAUUGUGAAAUAAAAAAGAAAUUAUUUGAAAGCGAAUUGGCUGAAAAGUGGCUGAAAAUAUUUAGAAAAUUGCUGGAAAUUGGAUUUUAAUAAACGGCUAGACGCUGCUUAGGAGUGUAUACGUGCAUUUGUGUGUGUGUUUCGGCUGCUGUGCGACAACGGAAACGGAAGGCGGGUGUGUGCAGCGAGCACAUUGGCCACAAGAACGGACGGCGGAGUGCGACGAGUGUGUGUAAAGGUGUAAAAUGUGUUAAAUUUGUGGAAAAUAUUGAAGCUGUUGAAAGAGUGAAUGCGGCUGGCAUUGAAGCGUUGAUAUUUGGUAUGUUUAUUGGACAAGAAUUUUGGAAGUAAAAAGCAAGAAAAUACGAUUGAGUGAUUUUUUUUUCGAAUGAACUAAAAUACAUAAUUUUUUUUUCCAAAAGUUAGUGAUUUUAAUAGCUGAAAAUCACUUGAGAUCCGCGAAAAUUGUGUCUGCUACAAAAUUUACGUUUCUAAAUUGUGCAUAAAAAAAUGCGCGUCGAAAUUUGAAGAUUACAAUUUUAUGUAUUCCUAUUGAUUUGGGCACGUGUGCAUUGCAAAAUGUGCAUAUACACAGUUGAUGUAAAAAUAUGUGCGUUUGUUCCAUAAGUUUGUGCAAAAAUGUAUAUAUGUGCGUAUGAAAAAAUUGAUACAGCACAGAAAAUUCCGACAGAAUUGAAUAUUUCUGGGGAGAAGACGAAGAAGAGGAAUUUCCACUACCAACAACAGUAAUAACUUAACAAGCAACCGUGUAAAGCAACAAAACCAAAUAAUUCCAACAAUACUACGGCAAAUAACUACAGUAGCAACAUUAAAGCAACAAAAACAAUUACAAAAAAAAGAAGCAACAACCCCCAUCACCAAACUACCCUUGUUGCAUACGUACUUACUCAUAAUCACAGUGAGCUCGCUCUCCCCCACUUCACCACCACCACCACCUUCGCCAUCAAAAACGUCUUUUGCUUGAACGCGUCUGCCAACAAAUAACUACCCACUCCCACCAAACCAACGCGCUGACACACGCUGCAGGGAUAUAGCGCGCAUCCUGUGAGCAUCCUACAUAUCUACAUACAUAUGGAUGCACGUGUGUUUGUGCCAACAAACAGUCAAUCAAAACGCAAGCAGUGAAUCAAGCAACCCCCCAAAAGCAACGCCAAAUCAACCGGCACUUUAAGCGCACAAAAUCGGAAGCUUACACACACUCACACACCCCCUAAGGCGGGCGCGCGUACUCUCUUUCUCUCUGGCGUUCGAGUGCUCUCAACGCGGGUGGCGCUCUUUAUUGACGGGCUUGAAAGCCACACGAAAAAAAAAACAUAUAAUAUUUGAUAAUACUAACAAAAACAAAAACACUGUAAGUGCAGUCACAACAAAAACAAAAGUGAUGAAAAAAUAAACAAACAAGUUGCUGAAAUGAAAAUUGUAAGCGGCAAACGGUAAACAAACAGAAAUCAGAUAGCAGAGCAGAAAGCCGAAAAGAGGUAAGCAGGAGGCGUUUGGCAGCAAGCCAGCCAGGAAGCUAGGCAGCCAGGCAGCCAGGCAGCCAGCAGGAGCAGUGUUUGUGUGUGGCGGCAGCAAAGUGGCAGCGGAGUGGAGAAGCGUUUACAACGGCGGCUAUUAAAGUUUUCUGCUGUCGUUAUCGUUGUUGUUGUUGUUGUCAGACGUUGUUGCCCACGUUUCCGCUUUGGCACUGAAACAAUAAGCAAAAGGAUAUGAAGGAUAUAGUAACUAGAAUAAUAAUGAUGAUGAUGCGAUGGAAGCUGCAGAAUUCGCAAAGGAUAAGUUCUUUGGUGCAAUAUUUGACGAAAUCCGUCCAUUGUUGUCAACAUAUACAGGAAUAAAAAACAGAAAAUAUACAAUUAAGCAAUGCUGAAGUCAAUAACUAAGUGAUAAGAGUUUGGUAUUCUACAAGAAGCAAAGAAGUAAACAAAAAAAAAACCCCAAAAGUAAAAAUUAGGUCUCAUCGAACAAAUAGCAGCCACAUAAAAAACCGGACGCGAUGUUCGGCUCGAAAUUACGUUCAUGGAUGGAGAACCACAUUGGGCGCCCGCGAAAGAAGGGCGCCAAAAAUAAAACUGCAAAUAGCACUGUCAGUGCCGCCAAUGCCGCUGGCUGUAGUCACGAGGCAUAUCAGCAUCAAAGCAGCAACAGCAACAAGAAGUUAUCCAGCGCCCAUUCGAGCGCUAUUUUUACGCUUCAUCACGCGCACGGCAAUGGCGCGCCGUCUACGUCAACAUCAAUCACUGCCAACAACUCGUCUGUGUCCGCAGCCACAUCCGCGGCACCGACAAUGACAACGGUAAUGGUAGCGCCCGGCGCGAUGUCCUCAUUCGGUGCUAAUCAUCACAAUGGAGCCGGAGGUGGUAGCGGCGGCGGCAGUAGUGGCUGUGGCAGUGUCAUUUCGAGUCCAGUCAGACGACGUGAAGUCUCGCCUAUUCAAGGCCAUACUCAGAGUCGCUACGGCUGGCAGUCGCCGGAUCAGGAGACGGUCACUUCGCCAAAAUCCGACAAUUUCCUGUAUGCGCCACAACACCGUGUUCGUAGUCAAUCACAUCACUCCAACUACAACUGCAGCCACCAGCAACAGCCGCAUCAACAGCAGCAUCCUUAUACGGCGCCUAAUAGCAAGGAUAAUUCAAGUGAUGAUCGCUCAUUGCAGGCAAAGUCAUACACACCAACGUACAGUCAUCACUUGCAACCACUACAGCACCCACAACAUCAACCACACCAGCAGCAGCAGACACAGUUGCAACCAAAUACUCUGCAACAGCAACAACAACCACAUCCCGCAGAUUGUUCAUCAUCAUCAAUCUCGUCGUUGUCAUGGUCUACCGGCUCCAAAGAACCUUCAAUGAACUCCAGCAGCAAUCACAAUAACAACAAUACUCAUCACAGUAGCAGCAAUAAUAAUAGCUCACUAUCGAAGCCACAACCCUGUGAGCCAAAAAAUAUUAGUGCCACCGAUUUGCUACAUUUCGAAGAAGAUCCGAACACUGUACACUACGAGGAAAUUCGUACGAUUCUACGACACCCCGAGCACUGUAGUUCCAGCUACAAUAACACUAAUCCUUUCUUAAUGCACGAGCGCCCCAAAUCCGAACAGCUCACUUCAUUUACGCCCGUGCGCUCGCUCUACGCCGAUCGUCGGUCGCAAGAUGAUGCCUCCACGCGUUAUGGCCGCCUGUUGCCAUCGAAAAUUCAAAGCUGCAGCAAUUCGAAUGACAGUCUGAAUGCGAACGCAUCGUUGACGUACAUUCGGAGCGGCAGCGCUGAGUACAUAUCGCAACAAUACCAUCAUCCCGGCGCUAGUGCCAUGGGCGGCGCCGCAGGCGAGUUUGGCGCAAAUCAUCAGAGUGGUCACUCUGGCGGUCUCGCGUCGAUGCAUUGUCAGCGGAGCCGCUUGCGUGGUGGACGUUUUGGUAACGGACAUGCUUUGAAUGGCGCCCAGCAAGUGGCGGGAGGUGUGGCUGUAGCUGGUGCGCCACUACACAGCCUUUCUUCGCCGGAGAGCGCAUACUCUACUGGCUACUCCACCGAUGGUACUUCACCAGGCGCUAUUUACACGCCACCGGAAUACUACAUCAAUAUGAGAACUGGAACUCAUUACUUUCCGAAGAGCGUUAACUCGCUGGCCAUUGAGGCGCAGCGUUAUAAAUUUGGAUUGAACAAAAUUGAGGAAAUGUCACCGAUCGAUCCGAUGCCGAAGACAUCCUUCGCCAAUGCCUCCGGUCUAUACAAACGUGCCGAUUCAUAUGAUAUGGGCCAAGGCUGUGCCAACAACAACGGCAUGCACCACGAACCAUUCAUACCACUCGAUGCGCCACAUGGCAUACAACAUCCUGGCCGCCAUAGUCCUUUGGCAUUGCGUAAUGCCAUUGUUUUGCCCACCUUAAAAGGGUUUGAAUCACCCUCCCCCAGGCAACGUUGUCGCAUACGCACGAAUCCCUGGUAUCUCACAAUGGAAGCGAAUGCACCAGCAACGGGAAGCGUGAGCGCGCAGAAUGUGAUAGCAUUUUUGCCACCACCACCACCAACACAACCACCGCCGACAGCGAUGUCAACAACUUCAGACACGUCGACGAUUUCCUCGUCAGCGCACUCUACGAUGACGCCAGAGGCGUUAGGCACGCCAUUGCGGCAGCCGAAACCGGCUAAGACGUCGUCGACAAGUGGCAGCGCGGGUGACGGACGAAGGGAACUUGAUGCCGCAAGCACAUCCUCUUCAGGCAAGAGAUCUAGCAACGCAACAACAACGGAUGGACGCCGGGUAGUGGUGCAACAUGGCCAACAGACAAGUGACAAGCACAAUGGAGGCUUGGUGGUGGGUACUGCUUAUGAGUCGAGCGAGAGUUCUUCGUCCUUGACUGAAGUGGAGAAUAUGCAAAGGACCUACACGCCCAACACUGUGCGACGCAAACGUGCCGAGCAGCUGCAGGCAAAGGUGGGACAGCCGCUGGCUGCGAUGUUGGCAGGUGUGUGUGUCAUAGGCGGCGAACGUGCUGGUGGCGGAAGCAACAGGGAAGCUGUGGCGAGUGACGAUGAUGCCACGCUUAACGAGAUGAUGGGUAAAUUUGAUGAGAGUUACGUGUAUGAGAAGGAGACUGACAUACUGAGCAGCGAUUCGGAUCCAACGGAUUGUCACUCAGACUUGGACACAGGUCAGGAUGCCGGAGAUGAGUGUGACACCGAUGAGCUAUUGGACAUAGAUUUCAUUGAUACUUCAUCUAUGCAUGAGUUGUCCGAGCGGAAGGAGUUAGAGAGCAAUUUGAGUAGCUGCUCUUACUACAAGCAGAGCCCCAAGCGCGGCACGGUGCGUCAGCACAGUGAAACGCGCGCUUCAGUGCGCUCACGUCAAAAUUCUCGAAAUACAAAGCACACGCAAGAGGUUGGUGGUACUGCGAUGAUAGCGCCUGGUAGUUGUUCGCAACGACGACGCAAGCGUUUUCUAAAGACACGCAAGAAGAGUGCUGAGAAUCGUACAGAUCGAACUCAUUCGCCACAUAAGCCACGGCAAACGCGUAGUGUAGGCGGCACACCUGUUUGUGUGCGAAGACAAAGACAUAUCACGGCGAAGAAUAGAAUUUACGAGACCUCACCACUCACUAAUCGCUCCAGUUCGCUGGUAUUUAUGGACGUGCGCGACACUAAACGCUUCAUGACAAUUGCGGAGAGUGAACGUGCGCUACUGAAAGCAGACUUGGAGGCAGAUGUCAAGUACAGGCAGCUAAUACAGGAAGCCGAAUCUAUACUCGUCUCCAUGAAAAACAGCAUGCAGAGUAUACCACGCGACACACCCGUUUCUAGUCCACGACGCGUUAAUCCGAUCGCCAAUAAACGCGUGGAAAUGUUGAAAAACUGUGAGGCUGAUACGCGACGCGAGCAGCUAAAGCAAGCACAACAGCGUUCUCUGGACGCUGCGCAGUCGGAGAAACACCAACAGCAACAGCAGCAACAAGAGUUGGCUGCUGCCAUCAAUCGCCGUAUAGAUCUACUGCGACAUGCACCAGCUUCUGCGCCAAAUAGUCCACGCUUCAGCCGCUGCAGUCCACGUAAAACCCACUUGACGAAUUUCAUCAAUCAGAAUGUGCCACCUGAGGUGCCGGUGCGAAAAUCGUUGGACGCACAGAAACCGCCACAAUCACCGCAGCUACAGUUAAAUGGUCGUCGCAUGCAGCAUAGCCCAACUGCUACACCCCAGCAACAACGUCGCUUCCGUAGUCAAUCGCCAGUGUCGCGUGACAAGCAGAGUGGCAACUUGCAGCGAACAGAAAAUUUCGAUAGCGAUUCAGACACGGAGUCUCAGCAGCUGAAUGGCGACAACCAGUUCAAGGUCAACGAUGUUGCAGCGGUGGAUGCAGUGAAUCACAAUUACUUGCCAGAGUUUGCGCGCAUUUCGCGCUACAACGAAGCUGAUUUGCGCAAUCACAAUGUUGCGGCUGUAGAGGGUAAGGUAGGCGAAACAGUGGUGCAUUGGCAAUCGGGCCUAAUGCAUGCGUGUCCCCAAAGUGAGCCGUUGAAGCGGAAAGUGUAUAGUGGCAGUUCGACCUUUGAGCGCAUUAAAAAGAGUUUUGACUUAGAGGCGGAGAUACCCAAACAAGCGAUGCUAGCCAAGAUACAUAAUUUGCGGCGUCGUGAGCGGCAAAACUCUAAUCCACGUUUAAAUGCGAUUGGCAGUAGUCAGGAACUGCCUGCGCCAACGGCUGAUGGCAGUGUUGUUAACGGUGAUAUUGAUUGUGUUGGCUUAAGUGCACAUGGCGAUCAUAAAAAGAAAAUGAUACUCAGCACACUAGCAGAUUUGAAACGUAGCUUGGAGACGCAGAGUGUCGAAUUGAAUGGUCUCAAUGACGAUUAG